UGACCUGGGUCGUCACUGGAGGCGUUCCGUGCAGCAGCACCAGUCUCCGGCGCCAGCGCAGGCGGUGCUCAUCAAACCUUCGCCCUUCGACCCUUCGUCCGAGGCGGUGGACGUCAACGAGGUUGAGACGACCUCCCCACCAUCACUGCCGCCGAGGAGUCCCGACACUUCAACCGGCGGCGAAACUACAAAGCCCACAAAGAAGGCCAGUCACGGUGGAGCCGUCGCGACGCGUCUUCACGUGCGGCGUCCUCUGGUGAACAUGACCAAGGACUCCGGCGACAGCGUGCGGCUCAAGUGCGAGGUGGCCGGGGGCCGUCCCGGGGCCCGGGUCGUGUUCCGCUGGUACAAGAACGACGCGCCCGUGGAGGAGGAACGGAACCGGCUCGAGAUACGACAGUACCCCGUGGCGCCGUCGUCGUCUGCCCCGGGCCAGGCCGCUUCCUCCUCUUCCGCCGACGGCGCCACUUCCGGCGGAAGUGGGACGGGUUCCGGUCAGCAGCAGCAGCAGGGCGCCACCGCCAACGUGCCGGCCUACGGUUCUCGGCUGAGGAUCGUGAGCGCCGACGUGCACGACACGGGCUACUACCGCUGCGAGGCCAAGAGCGGCACCGAGGUGGUCGAGACCACGGGCAUCCUCCGGGUGUCAGCGGGACCCAUCCACCACGCACCGGCGCAGAUACCGCAGUUUCCGCCUGUGUUUCCCCACUUCCCUGGAUUGGGAGGAAGCCCUGUGGCAAGUCCUGGCAAUGAGCUGCCCAUCGUGGGACCACCUCUGGUCACCUCCUCCAGUUCUGGCAGCUGCCAGAUCUACCAGGGUGUCACCUGCGGCCAGUACCUGGGCAACCGCAGUGUCUUUGUCCGACCGCCACCGGCCACAUUGGCUAUGAUGGAAGAAAAGUUGGCUGCUGCAUUCACUGUCAUUGCCACCUCGCAGGACGUCUCAGCCACAUGUCACAAGUAUGCCAUCCCAUCUCUGUGCUUCUUCGUGUUCCCGCCGUGCGAGCCGACCCCAGGCGCACCACCUGACCGUCCACCUGAGCCUCGGUCGGUGUGCCGCGACGAGUGCGAGCUCCUGGAGCAGAGCCUGUGCCGCAUGGAGUACUCGAUCGCCAAGCGGCACCCUCUGAUUGGCCAACAGAACAUCCUGCCCGUCUGCGAGGACCUCCCGCCCAUCGGUUCACCCGAGGCCCAGUCCUGUCUACGUCUGGGCGUGCCCCAUCGGGAGACUGAUGACGUCAACAAAGAGGAGGGCUGCUACGUGCACGGUGGCGAAGACUACCGAGGUGUGGUUGCCGAGACAGUGUCGGGGCUGCCGUGCCAGCCAUGGACACACCAAAUCCUGUUCUCGCGCAUCGCCGAGUACCCCGAGAUUGUUGGCGGCCACAACUACUGCCGCAACCCGGGUGGCAUGGAGAGCCAGCCCUGGUGCUUCACCUCGGGUGCCGUCGUCAAAAAGGAAAUCUGCAACAUCCCCAAGUGCGUGGACUACCUAUGGCUGUACAUCCUGCUGCCCAGCAUGGCCACUCUGGCCCUGAUUGGUCUCCUGCUGGGCAUAGCAUGCUUCCGUCGCCGUGCAAAGCCGUCGCCUCCACCUUCGGCCAAGAACUUCGCAGGAAAAGCUGCCCUCCGAGGGCCUGCCCAGCAGAAUCUCGAGUUGGGCCGACUCUUGCCUCGGCCAACAAGGGCUCCCGAGGUACCAGCUGCACGAAUCCGUUUCCUCGAGGAGCUGGGUGAAGGAGCAUUUGGCAAGGUGUACAGAGGAGAGAUGCUACCCGCCAAGCGUGACUGCAGUGCUCCAGUGCCGGUGGCCAUAAAGACGCUGAAGGAGAACGCGGCCAUGAAGACGCAGCAGGACUUCCAGCGGGAAGCCGAGCUGAUGAGUGACCUGCAGCACCGCAACAUCGUCUGCCUGCUGGGUGUGUGCACCAAGGAGGAGCCCCUGUGCAUGCUCUUUGAGUACAUGCCACACGGAGACCUGCACGAGUUCCUGGUGGCACACUCGCCGCGAUGCGAGGGCGCCACGCAGGUGCUGGACCUGGCCGACUUCCUACACAUCUCCAGACAGGUGGCCGCAGGCAUGGAAUACCUGUCGGCGCACCAUUACGUGCAUCGCGACCUGGCGGCGCGCAACUGCCUCGUAGGCGAGGCACUCACGGUCAAGAUCUCUGACUUUGGCCUGUCCCGCGACGUCUACUCCUCUGACUACUACCGCGUCCAGUCCAAGUCGCUGCUGCCCGUGCGCUGGAUGCCGCCCGAGUCCAUCCUGUACGGCCGCUUCACAACCGAGAGUGACGUGUGGUCCUUUGGUGUCGUGCUCUGGGAGGUGUUCAGCUACGGGCUGCAGCCGUACUAUGGCUACGCCAAUCAGGAGGUCAUCGACCUGGUGCGCGCACGCCAGCUGCUGCCCUGCCCCGAGGACUGCCCGCCACACCUGUACGCGCUCAUGGUAGAGUGCUGGCACGAGGUGCCCAGCCGGCGGCCACAGUUCCGCGAGCUGCACGCGCGCCUCUGCUCGUGGCAGGCGCUGCAUGCACGCAGCGCGAGCCUCAGCACACACGGCAGCAACCACACGGGCUCCACGUCGGUCAGCCACAAGGGCGGCGGAAGUCCGCUCCUGGGCGGACCGCCCGGAGGUGUUGUCCUGGUCGAUCGGCCCUCGACGCCGCUCGGGGGAAUGACCCGGGGCCCGCCCUGCCCGCUACAGAACCCGCCACCUCCGCCGCCACUGUCGCACUUUGGGCCGCCGUACAACGCACUCGACACGAGGGUCUCCAAGGUCUGACAGCUCCCACGCAGCUGCUACUUUGUGUGAGCUGCGUAGGCAAACGACUCUUUCAUCUCUCACUCCCAGAGCAGGGCAUUGUGCCUCAGGGAUGUUGUAGCGAUGUUUCAAAGCCGCGUUGCCCACCUGCGGGCUUGUCACAUCGAAGCGGACUUGGGAGACCGGCCACCACGGCCAACAUCGCGAGAGUUGGUGCUCCUGCGUAGCCGGCUGCUACUUCUUGUGAGCUUAACGAACUUUUUCACCCAACUGGGUGCAGCUGCUCUGUGCUCCGCUCUGUGUGUAAAAGCCCCAACACGGAGACAGCCUCACGACCGCAGUGUGCAGCGUGAAGCGCCAGCACCCGAAACCUCAAUAACAAGAGACUGCAAAGGGAGUCGCGAGGACUGCAGAGUCAAGUGUUGGUCCCUCGAACAAAUGGUUGUGGGGACGUCGCCGUCGACAGAGCGAAUCGCGACUGUCUCGACGACAGCGGUGUGGCACAGCUUCGUGUGCCGCAUCGAGUGCUUCGGCAACUGGUCAACCACCGAAUAACGAACUUUAGCAAUGAAUACAGCGCCCCGAGCUUCAGCGACGAUGCCUCGGAGAGUGCACGAACGUGGCCAAAGUCAGCGAACACUGCCACGGCGAAACGGGCUUUGCACGAAAUGUGUGCAUGCUUUUUCACGUUGAAAAGAAAAAAGAAAAACGAGACAGAACAAAAAAAAUCAGAGAGAACGCAUCUCUAUACCAUUUAUGAAGUGCACACAGUGUCCGCGGAUAUCGUGAAAAGUGUCAGAAGAAUACUCAUCUAAAUGAAACACUUUCGUGUUCAUUUGUCUUAGCAUGGGUAACGUAUCUUUCUUCGCGAGACGAAUGCUUCACACUUUUUUUUUACCGCCACAGCUCGAUGACAAACCACGUAUGUAUAUCUGCAAUAAGAGAAGUGUUCCUACGCUUGUUUUCGUAAGGCAGCAAACAUUUCGCGUCACUGCCACGAUUCUUUGUUCUUUUGCUUUCCGCAAGCCUUACAGCACAUAAGUUUUCCUUGAUGUGUCACCAGUGUUUGUGUAGGAACAAGUGUGUCAGUAUUACAGAAACAGCCGGGUGCUAUUUUACAGUACACACUAAUGCUGUGCUUCAAAGCGUAGAUAAAUGAGAAAACGAUUCAGCUUCCGUGGUGCUAAGAACAACCAAUAUUCGGCAGAACAAUGAAAGCGUUAAAGGCCAUCUUUAAUGCAACUUCAAUAACCCUACAGAGGUAAUAAAUGAGUACCUAGUGCCAUCAGAGGAAUACCAGCAAGGUUUCAAUACCGGUGACCAUCCAAUUUUGUCGUUUGCAGCCUUGACAUAGUCUUAAAGCCGGCUGUGUUGGUUAUCAGUGCGCGAAGGACCAUAUGACUUAUCUCGGGGAGGGUCGUGACGAGGAGUUCCACACUCCCAAGUCUUGAGCUAAUGCCACUGCUACCAGCGAGUGGUAGCAAUGGCAUUAUUUCCAGCUUUGGUAUCAAAAUUGUGCGACACUUUUGUGACACAUGCUCGUACUUAAAGCGUAAUCUUUUGCACAAAACUUUCGCUACGUGAACACCAUCUGAACAAAACUAUGGUUUAUACACAUCUCAAGCAUGCGUUGCGGCUGGCCUUUAACAGGAAAACCAUGCCUACGUCUCAUCCAGAGCAUCAGCUGUACUGUUUCCAAGCGGAUAUUUGCCCACAUUAUGGCACGUAGUGGCUUUCACGGUUCUUUUUUUUUCUGACAUUGGACAAAGCCUGAAAAAAUAGCCAUUGCUAACCAAAGCCCAUGUGCAGAGCAGCAAGACAUUUUUCACGGUUUGGAAAUUCAGCUCGCAGUCCGCUUUCUAGUCUCGUCCAUGGCAAAUUCAUCUAAUUUGGCAGGCGAGAAGAUUGCAGUGCAGAUUAUGGUAUUGUAGUUUCAUUCAUGACAAUCCAUGUCAUUAUUCAAGCUUGUGUCUGAAGGUACGCAGUGUAAAAAAAAAAAAGAGAGAUAAUCGUAGGGAAGAAAUUUAUGAAAUGCUCGCUAGGACCAUUUUAUGUUCAGCAGCAGGAAAAAAUUGACAAAAUACAGGAAAAGAAGUGCACAUUUGCAAAUUCGGGCAAACAUAUCAGAGGUUGUUGAUAGAUUGUGCCAAGGAAAGCCAUCUUUGUUUUAUAGUUUGGUACAUAAAUUGCAGAUGGUAUCUCGAUAUUGAAAACGCCGCUGGUAUUAACGGUACCUUCAGGAUCCUACUUUUGCCAGAAAUCUGAAUUUAGCCAAGUGAAAGCUCACUAAUGUCAUUUUUAUUAUUAAUUUACAACAUUGCCACCCGAAGCUGCCACUUGGAGCAAGGAAGAGAAUCACACAAAAUUAAAUAGAUUGUGGCCACCCGCUUCUGAUGACAUAUGCUCUAAGAAGGUUGGGCCACAAUAAAGAUAAGCACAAGAUAAGUGAAGGCCUGGGCCACUUAGAUUACCUGUCCUGUGCCGUGGAAACUCCACAGCACGAAUUCUCAGUCGGAAGGCAAAAUUUGCAUAUUCCCGCAAUUGUACUAUGCAUUGCACUGUAGCUUCAAGCUUAGCGAGAAAGAGUUGCUGUGAAGCAGGAGCCUUAUCCGUCAUGCCGUAGCGACGAUCAUGGCAUCAGCAAAACUUGGAAUUUAAUCUCAGCGCCACUAUUUUUUUCUACUGUGCUCAAACAUACUCGUGUUCUGCAGUUUAAAAAGACUAAAUAAUGGGGAUUCAUGUGCCAAUAUCAUGACACAAUUAUAAGACAUGCCUAAGGGGUAGGGGGGACACCGAAUUGAUUUUGACUAACUGAGCUUCUUUAAUGUGCACCCAAAUCUAAGUGCACGGGUGUUUCUGAACUUUGCCUUCCCUUUCCACCCUCGAAAUGUGGCGCCAGAAAUUCGAGCCCGUAUAGUCUAGCUUAGCAGAACGACACCAUAGCCGCCAAACUACCAUAGCGGGUUAUUUAGGUUUGCGAAAGAGGACACUCAAAAUUUCAUCGCGAGCCUCAAACUCAUCCUCGAUUAUGCCGGUGUUCUUCGCAGGAACCAUCAAACGCCAUUUACAUAAAUUUUACACGAGCCGAUCUUACAGCGGCCUUUUACUGCCUUUCCUUUACGCGUUGUUUACAAAGCAUGUUUUUACGGACGUUUUGUACGAGAAUAUACAUUUUUUCCGCUUUUUGACUCUGUUCUGUCACGUGAGUACCCGCCAUGUUUGUGUUGUUUCUUUUUUACGCGUUUGAUGUUGUGCUGUCACUGUGGAUUGCCAGAACUAGCGUGACGUGGUUCGAGGAGCAAUAAGGACGCACUAAGGUCACACUAAGGUCACACCAAGGGCACGGCGUGUUACCCGUUCUGUCAUUCAGAACAGCUAUACGAGAGACAUUUGUAAAACACUGCACCACUUCCUACACUCUUGUAUCUCUUUUAUGAUUAUAUUCUUUUUGUUGUGCCAUUCUUUUAAACUGCAUGUUGUUCUACAGAAAAACAUGUUUUGUACAACUAGUCCACCUAGCAAAACGAACAUUACGUGUAAAAAAAAUGUUUUUAUGUGCUUAUUCCCAGAGAGACCUUGAAGCGACUUCAGACAUUGUUAUGGAAUAGCGUGAGCAGUACACCACAGUUUCAUGUCUAUAACCCUCGCAGCUGUAAUUAUACAAACCGUAGGCAACAAGAAAACAAGAAACAUGUUGGGAUGUUUAUGACGCUCAGACUAUUAUAAAUCAAAACCAACGUAACGUGAUCAUCUGGAAGGAAGCUUCUGCUUUAAUUUUCUGCCAGAGCAGGCAUAACAGUUUGUGCAUGCUCCAACUCUGUGUAUGAGCAGCACUGCAUCACAUUUUCAUCUCCUAGUGUGGCUUUUGUGAGCAAAUGAACAGGUUGACUUAAGUGUCGAAAAUGCUUUCCCCCGCACGAAUGAGUUCAGAACAGUAAAGGACAAGAAAUGCUUAGUUCAAUGCAGACUUUCCCAUGUACUAGGUCUAAUGACCAUUCAAGUAUGACCUCGUAAAAACUUACCACAGUGUGAUAAACGUACCACCCCAGCCAAUCAAAAUGCAGAGUGACAGUUUCGAAACUAUUUGUGGAACACGCGAGCACUCUAGGGGGUUAUGAUAAUGAUACUGGCAUCACUGUUUAGAUCAUUGUUUCGUCACAAUAUUCUGAAGCCUCUCCAGGGUCAUACUAUUUCUGCUUUUGAUAAGAAUGUUUUACUAGUUGAAAGGAUAGUAUGUGUACUUAUAAAAUUUCUGCGCGGUAUGCAAGAAGUGUCCUGUCAGGACAGAGGAAGGACGUUGUGUGUGAUGACCUCCUGUAUAGUGCACUGUCCUCUCGACAAUAACGCUGGACUUGCAGCUCCUACACCUAGCACACAAUAUACUCUUGACCCGAGAACAAAAGAGACCCGAACAACGAAGCCAAGCCCCUCCCCACGGGCGGUUAUGUAAUAGAUUUUUCGAACAAUCUGUGCAUAGUUCCACUAUGUUACUUGACUCCCUACGUGAAAAAGCCUCCAUUCUCAAAUUGCCACACACGUGACCGCACUGAGUGCAUGGAAAGGCUUUCACAUAACACCCAGCAAUGUGUUCUAGCCUCCUAUGGGCGCAGGAAUAUUUUCUAGUUUUCGGAACGAGAGACGAGUUCACGGGAGCACAUCAUCUGCGCAGUGCUAUCAGCGAUGCUUUCGAUGUUUGCUGGGAAUGUUAAAACCCACAUCUGUUGCUACCUGUUUUCACAGUGAGUCAGAAUACGUGGACACACACGAAGCCUCCUGGUAUAAUAUGUGCGAGCACAGAGGAAAACAUAUCGCAGUCCUACAGGCAACAGGAAGCGCUUGUGGAAUGCAGUUACCACGGUUGCCAGAUUCCCUUUACAACACCGUUGAGCUGACUUAUAACAAGGAUACUACUUCUAAAAGUCGUUACAAGCAUAUACAUGCUGAAUGCUGAUGUCGGUUAGUAACUUUUAAGUUUUAUUCAUAAUAUGUGAACAGUGCAAGUUUUAUUGGCUAUGGCGACAUACUGCUGAGAUAUUCAUCAACACUUUGCAAGAUGCUGUGAUCUAUGAACUUUUGUAAGCAUCUUCAUUUUUGUGGUAAGAAGAAAUGCAAAUAAGUUAGCACCAAUGUAAGUGUGUCACUUCACCCCGACACUCACUAAGGUUCGCUAUUCCACACAUUCCUGUGUGGAAGCACGUAGUACUGUCGCUAAGAAACACUUAAAUACCAUCAUCGCACUCAAUCACACAAGUAACAGUGAAAGGCGCUGGAAGACUAAGUUAUGAAAAAAAAAACAAUUUGGAACAAGAAAAGAUUAAAGAGACAAUAGUGGUAGCCGUAGCAACUGUGUUCCACAAGUGCUCGCCAACAUAGUUAGGUGACAUACAUCACUACAACACUCACACCACAGCUGACGCAAGUGUAAUAAACAUGUGCGAAAAACAAUAUGCGCAUUUGUGCGUGCAUGUACGUGUGUGUAAGUUGCAUUUGCUACUUUUGAGGCCACGUCGACAGCCGCUGGCUGACGUUCCUUUCAACUCAACCCCCCAAAUCUGCCUUUAAGACCACCCCUUCCCCCUGUGACCGUAAUUAACUGCACUUCACGAAGGGUGCUCUCCUGCGAUGCUCUUGCAGUGCGUGUGUCGAACUGUUUGUUCAGAUUUGUACAAAAGAAAAACAAAAAUUUUUUGCCCGUCAAUGUCUGUGACUGGAUGUGUUACUCUUUUUAUACGUAAAGAUUAAUAAAGUUAAGUUAUGGUGA
Molecule: messenger RNA, 8525 nt
Organism: Rhipicephalus sanguineus (brown dog tick)
Lineage: Eukaryota; Metazoa; Arthropoda; Arachnida; Ixodida; Ixodidae
Product: tyrosine-protein kinase transmembrane receptor Ror
Exons: 11
Coding region: 263-2785 (840 amino acids)
Biological process (GO): positive regulation of kinase activity; protein phosphorylation; multicellular organism development
Cellular component (GO): membrane; signaling receptor complex
Molecular function (GO): ATP binding; protein binding; transmembrane receptor protein tyrosine kinase activity
Source: RefSeq, a predicted model, not a curated record